GUCUUGAAGAAACACAUCGAUUUAUCAUCUCAUUUAAUACGAGGCAGGCGUGUUCCUCCUGCACAUGCUCAGUGCGAGUGUAUGCAAACAUGCUGGAAUGGUUGGGAUGUCCUCGGUACUUCAGCCCGGUUCCCAGUAAAAAGUAUCACGAGUUUCAAGUGACGGGAUCGUCCUUUUUUUGGGACAGUUCAAUCCGAUCCGACAAAAAACGGCUCAUCAGUCUGCCCCUCCUCACUCAUCAGAAGUUGAUAAAGAUGAGCCUUGGGGUUACCAGGAAGCACUUUGACAAGAGCUGCCCGCCAGAACCCAACAGAACCAUGCCGGUCCCCAAGAAAGCAGGGAAAAAAGAAAGCAGCGCUCCAGAAGAAAAGCUGCCGCCGUAUGAGCCAAAUAUCCCCGAACCAACUACCAGAGCUGACUUAAUGAAAUACUGGCUCCCCAUCUCUCUGAAUGACAAAACAGCACAGAAGCUGCUGUGGAUUUCUGAGGGCAGCACCAAAGUGGCUCGUACGUCGGACGCAGUCUGCCCUUAUCCCAACAGGCCUGAAAGAUACCAGGACUCACCACAGGUGCUGUGUAAGGAGGGCUUGAUGGGCGUCCGAGCCUACUGGGAGGUGGACUACAACGGCUGGGUGGUGAUCGGCGUGGUGGCGGAGAGCGCGCCCCGGAGAACCCAGGAGGAGCCCUGCGGUCUCGGGGAGAACAAAGGCUCCUGGGGGGUCGGCUGGUCCGGUUCCUGCUACCAGGUCUGGCACAACGGCGAGAACAUCGACAUCCAGCUGCCUCCAUCCCCAACCGUGGGCGUCUACAUCGACCUGCCGGCCGGCAUCAUCUCCUUCCUGUCGGUGGAGGGAGACUCCGAGAAGGAGGUGCGGCUGAUCCACAAGUACAAAGCCAAAUUCGAGGAGAGAAUGUUCCCCGGGUUCUGGAUCGGAACAAAUUCCUUCUGUCUUAUCCGGAAAAAAGAUCAGUGACACUUGAAAGGGAUUUCAAUGGAAGCCCAUCCAUGCCAAAAAUGAAAACACAAACUCCUGCAGGAAGUCAUAAUUUUUGAUAGACUGGAGUAACCCCCCUAAGAGAAACUAUUUGCAAAUUAUGACAUUAAAUCUCGAAAUUAUGACUUUUAUUCUCAUAAUUAUGACUUCAACACUCAUACUUAUGACUUUUCUCUGUCUGUAUUUUUAUCAGUUUGACCCUUAUUCUUGUAAUUAUGACUUUAAAAGCUCUAAAUGAUUACUUUUUCUCAUAAUUUUAACUAAAACUCGAAAUUAUAACUUUUCUCCUAAAAAUAACUUUUAUUCACAAAUUAUGACUUUUGUGCUUAUAAUUAUGAUUUUAAAAUUUGUAAAAUUAAGAGCUUUAACUCAUACAAAUGUAACUUGUAAAAUUAUAAAUUUAAAAGUCACAUUUAUAAGUCUUUUUAUUUUUGUUUUUGUGAUUAUAAAAUUCAAAAUUUGACUUCUUGUUUGGCUUUUAUUUUUUGGUUCAUGGCAGAAAUGGGCUUCCAUAGUUGUUGGAAUGGGGCAGCAGUGGUUUUUACCAGAAAGUGUUCAUUUAAUUGUGAUUGGAGAAAAAACUAGCUUUGAAGCACAACUGAAUACUUGGAGACUCGUUUGCAGUUUUUGUUUUCUCUGAAUGGAUAAAAACACCUUCAGACUUUCAUUUGUUUUUGUUAAUUAAAGUUAGACAAGAUAAAGUUGGGUGUUUUUAUUACUUUUACCCUGUUUAAUUGUCCUGAAUGUAGUCAAUAAACUAGUCUUCUUCACCGUGUCAGAAUGAAGUCAACACUCAA
Messenger RNA from Poeciliopsis prolifica (blackstripe livebearer), 1792 nucleotides. RefSeq lists its product as uncharacterized. The record is from RefSeq and is a predicted model, not a curated record. Lineage: Eukaryota; Metazoa; Chordata; Actinopteri; Cyprinodontiformes; Poeciliidae. The coding region runs from base 90 to 974 and encodes 294 amino acids. Gene Ontology annotation, molecular function: protein binding. The transcript is spliced from 5 exons.